Molecule: messenger RNA, 3471 nt
Organism: Corticium candelabrum
Lineage: Eukaryota; Metazoa; Porifera; Homoscleromorpha; Homosclerophorida; Plakinidae
Exons: 4
Coding region: 1-3471 (1156 amino acids)
Source: RefSeq, a predicted model, not a curated record
AUGAUCGUCAAAGUCAGCAAGUCAGUUGCCAUUCUAACAAUUCAACGUAUCACCAAACUGCUGAGGACAAAAGAGGCUACCAGCACACUCGACGUGAAGUCUCUCCCACCUAUUCUUGAGACGGACGAUCCACAGAAGAGGAAGCUUGACAAGUUUUAUCGUGCACCAACACCAGAGAUGAUUGCAUACUUGGAUUUCAGUGUUUCAACCACCGGUGUGCUCUCAGGAGUCAAACUGCACGAAUGGCAGAAAAACAGAAGAGACAGCAGGCUUUACAAGGUAUUUCUACCUCAACGUGACUGCAUGCCUAGAACUCGAAAGGUCCUACGAAAGAGAUUUCGUGUUUGCAGCUGCACGAAAGAAUCAGCCGAACUGGCGGUAAGUACGCGGUCGACAGAAACGCAUGCAUCGCCAAGCUGUAUAGAAGUGGCGAAUGCAUGGAAAACUUCGCCCGGUAGAUCACUGUCAGCUCCGUUGGCCGUUGAUUCGGACGAUGCCGGGCAUUGCCUAGAGGUCGCACUUAUAGCUAUGAAUGAUAGCUGUAGUAGCCGGGCUGACGUCGAGGUCUUUGAUGUACCGGUCAGUCUGGCGGGUGCCGACCUCGGCAAACCUCUUAGUCCUGCCAGUGCAAGUCGCUGGCAGUCGAUUGAUGAUGGUGCGACAGUGACGCGUGAUAUCUAUACAGUUGAAAGUACCGUGCAAUCUACGUGUACCGGUGUACUUGCGCGCGUACAGAUGCAUGAUGUAUCUGAAAGCAUAGCACUUUCAGAGUGUUUGACAUGUAAUAGGCGUACGUGUACAUGUCGUGAUGCGUGUAUGUCUUUGCAUCACGGUGAGUCACCAAAAUCCAAACGGCGACGUCUUGAUCGUGAACGCCAACGACGUCGUCGUGCGAGCAAGAGUGAACUCGAAAGAUCUAAUCGUCUAGAUUGCAAUGCCGAGAAUCAGCGUCGUCGUCGUUCGCGAGAAAGUGGCAUGCAGUCGCACACGACGAAAGCGCGCAAAGUAGAAACUGUUGACGAUCGUCAACUCCGUUUGAAGCUUCAAACAUUGGCACUGCAUGUCGCCAAUAGCCGGGCUCGUGAGAGUGAGGAGAAACGCUCCGCUAGGCUUGAAGCGGUUUCUAGACAGGUCGCUAGAAGACGAGCUUGUGAAACUGACGACGAGCGCGCUGUCGGGCUUCAAACGGUGUCUGCGCGUAGUUCUGCUGAACGAGCUCGUGAAACUGACGAGGAGCGUGCAGUCAGGCUUCAACAGAUGGCUACACGUGUUUCUGGUAGACGAGCUCGUGAAACUGACGAGGUGCGCACUCUCAGGCUACAAGCCAUGGCUACACGUGAUUCCGAUAGACGAACUCAUGAAACUGACGAGGAGCGCAAUCUCAGGCUUCAAGCGAUGUCUGCACGUGUUUCUGACAGGCGAGCUCUUGAAAUAGACGAGGAGCGUGCCGCUACGCUCCGAGCACUCGCUGAACAGAUCUCUACUAGACGAGCCCAUGAGACAGUAGAAAAAACUAGCGAACGUAAAGCAUACAUGUCUCACCAAAAAGCUAAGCGACGAUCAGUAGAGACUGAUAUUGAACGCUCGGCGAGACUAAAGCAAGAUGCCGCUAGCAAGGCAAACAAUCGCGUUUGUGAAUCGCACGAGCAAACGGAAGUGCGUCGAAGUCGUGACAUUGCACGUCACAAUCGCAAGCACAGACGCGAUAGCACAGCCGCGGUACCGUGUACUGAUGAUAUCGCCGGUAUCGGUACAAAAGCAGACUCUUCUUGGCGUAGUUGGAACACGAACGCCUUCAAGCAGAAGGUACAAGCAAAUUUGGUUCGCUUUCAUCGCGAAAUUUCUACGUUGCAUUUCUCGGAAUGUGACGUUUGUCGUGAGGCGUGGCCUUCGAUGAAAAGAGACAAGGGCCUUCCUAAAUUGUUCUCUAUCGAGAACAACGCGAUACCGGGGCCAGUACCAGAAUGUCUCGCUCGGUUGUUGUAUGGAUACAAAGGGCACGUUAUCUGUCUACCGCAAGACGUUCAGUCUGUAGCUACCGCGUUGCCACGUACUGGGCGGUCGGUAGGUGUGGUCGUCAUCAGGCGAAAGGGUAAGUCUGGUGGUCAUCGAGAUUUGCGCGUCAGACGUGCUGUAGUAUUGGAAGCUCUUCGUUGGCUCAUACGCAAUAACCGUUACUAUUCUAACGUAACGAUAGACUACGACGUCGUAGACGAGUUGCCAGAAGACGGUACGUUGUCCGACUUGCAAGUGAUUGAGGACGAUGACCUAGCCAGACUAGAACCAGAGGAUGACGCUAACGUAGACGAGCAAUCUCAGCAAGAAGGCUCGUCUGAUGAUGAGGACUUACCACUGCAGCGAACAGUGCUUCCUCGGCUAGGUACGGGUAAGUGUGAGAACGAUAUCAUUCGCGAUUCGGUGAACGAAGGUGCCCGCACGUGUAGUGCACGUGUCGCGCAUGCGCAGUCGGUCGUAUCUGAUCAGAUUGUAAAGAAUGAUCAGGCGAUGGCUACUGUCGUCGAUUGGCCCGCUAUUACCAAUCAGUUGAUCGACGAGUUUAAUUCGGAAGGUUACUGGAGCAGAGCGUUUCCUACUCUGUUUCCGACGGGUGCCGGUGAGUAUCUGGCGCCGAGACAGCGACGGCUAACGCUCGGUCAGUACUCGAAGCAUCUCAUUCGCUAUCGUGACGGACGGUUUGCGCAGCAUCCCAGAUUUCGUUACUUUGCACUGAACACCAUGAUGAGAUGGCGAGCUCUCGAGACAGGCCGUGUGUUUGUCAAACAGAGAAUUGGUGAAAACCAUCUGAGCGUGGAAGAACCGAAGGAGAUGGUUAAUCGAGGUGACACUUCGUUUGCAUCUCGAGUAAUGAGGUUUAGUAGUUCUUUGCAUGGAACUAGGCAGUACUGGUGUACUCAAAGACUAAACCUAGCGGCCAUGCAAGAGGCACUAGGCAUGCCAACUAUAUUCUUUACGCUUAGUGCUGCUGAUACUCAGUGGCCAGAGCUUCAGGAUUUGAUGCGUCACUAUCGGCCAAACACUAACCAAGACAAGCCCAGUGAAAGCAUAAAGGCGGUCAUUCAAAAUCCUCAUUUGACCGAUUGGUUCUUUUUGCACAGAGCAGAAAAAUUUAUGCGAUACUUUUUGCAAAACAGUCUUGGUGCUGUAGAUUUCUGGGCAAGCAUUGAGUAUCAGCACAGAGGGAGUUCUCAUUUGCAUGGUGUGGCAUGGCUGGCUGAUGCUCCACAUUCUGAUAAGAUAAGUUCAGAGUGGGCAUGCAUGCACAGAGCAUCCGAGUCGGGCGAAGCCGAAGCCACUAGCGAACAAAUGAGAAGGGCAGAGGACAUUGCACAGGAGGUGUAUGACUUUGCUGAUGCCCUGGUAACUACGUGGAAUCCCACGUUGAAUGAAACGGGGAGGGUCACAUGCCUCGAGCAGAAAUGCACCCCUGUCACAAACGACAUGGAGAUGUGA